AAAGGAUCUUCUAUUCUCAAUUCAUUGCACAUUUUAAGAACAUUACAUUUUCAGUAACCAAACUAGUUCCUCUUUUACUAUAUCCAUAACAAAUGGCUUUUUCUAAGCUUCUACUUUCACCUCUUUUGCUAUCUUUUCUCAUUCUCCAUCUUGUUCAUGCUCAACAGGAACCACUGGUACAUUCCCAAACUCAGGUUUCGCUUCAGCAGCAGAUAGACUGCAACGGAGCAUGUGCUGCGAGAUGCCGUUUAGCAUCUCGGCAGCACCUCUGCCAUCGGGCAUGUGGAACUUGCUGCAGGCGCUGCAACUGCGUGCCACCGGGAACUUCCGGUGGCCAAGAAGUGUGUCCAUGCUAUGCCAACCAAACCACCCACGGAGGCAGACGCAAGUGCCCUUGAAUAAGUUGAAUUAAUCACUUCCAUAACCAACUUAUGCAAUGCAACUUAUCUAUGUGUGUGUGGAGCAAAGACUUGUAGCUUUGUGUAAAAUAAAAUCUGGUUCUAAUUCAUGUUGUAUUUUAUGAUAAUUUGCAGUGUGUGUUUAUGAAUGUAAUUUAUAAUAAUUGCAUUGCGAUCAUAUUAUUAUUGUGCUUUAUCUAUUA
Lathyrus oleraceus (garden pea) is the source of this 601-nucleotide messenger RNA. Its product is annotated as gibberellin-regulated protein 1. The record is from RefSeq and is a predicted model, not a curated record. Bases 93 to 398 code for a protein of 101 amino acids. The transcript has 3 exons. Lineage: Eukaryota; Viridiplantae; Streptophyta; Magnoliopsida; Fabales; Fabaceae.